AUGUCUAAAGGAAAAGUUUGUUUGGCAUACUCUGGUGGCUUGGACACCUCUGUGAUUCUCGCCUGGUUGCUUGAACAAGGCUACGAAGUUGUCGCUUUCUUGGCCAACAUUGGUCAGGAGGAAGAUUUCGAAGCGGCCGAAAAGAAGGCUUUGGCCAUUGGCGCCACCAAGUUUGUUGUCGUGGAUGUCAGAAAGCAAUUUGUGGAAAACGUGUGUUUCCCUGCCAUUCAAUCCAAUGCCAUUUAUGAGAAUGUCUACCUUUUGGGAACGUCUUUGGCCAGACCGGUCAUUGCCCAAGCACAAAUCCAAGUGGCUGAACAAGAAGGAUGCUUCGCUGUUUCUCACGGUUGCACUGGUAAAGGUAACGACCAGGUUCGUUUCGAAUUGUCUUUCUACGCUUUGAAGCCAGAUGUUGUUGUCAUUGCCCCAUGGAGAGACCCAGAGUUUUUCAACAGAUUUGCCGGCAGAAAGGACUUGUUGGAGUAUGCUGCGGAGAAGAACAUUCCUGUGGCCCAAACAAAGGCCAAGCCAUGGUCCACCGAUGAAAACAUGGCCCACAUCUCCUUUGAGGCCGGAAUCUUGGAAGACCCAAACACUACCCCUCCUAAGGACAUGUGGAAGUUGACUGUUGACCCAACCGAUGCUCCAGACGUUCCAGAAAAGUUCGACGUUGUCUACGAACAAGGUUUGCCUGUCAAGUUGAUCUUGGACGGCGGAAAGAAGGUGGUUACCGAUCCUGUGGAAUUGUUCAUUGAAGCCAACUCUUUGGCCAGAAGAAAUGGUGUCGGCAGAAUCGACAUUGUGGAAAACAGAUUCAUUGGUAUCAAGUCUAGAGGCUGUUACGAAACACCAGGUUUGACCAUCUUGAGAAACUGCCACAUUGAUUUGGAAGGUUUGACUUUGGACAGAGAAGUGAGAGCUUUGAGAGACCAGUUUGUCACUGUCAGCUACUCCAAGCUCUUGUACAAUGGUAUGUACUUUACUCCUGAAUGUGAGUACGUCAGAUCCAUGAUUCCACUCUCUCAAAAGACAGUUAAUGGUACUGUUAGGGCCAGUGCUUACAAGGGUAACGUCAUCAUUUUGGGCAGAUUCUCUGAAACUGAAAAGUUGUACGACGAAACAGAAUCCUCCAUGGACGAGUUGACUGGAUUCUCACCUCAAGACACCUCUGGUUUCAUUGCUGUGCAAUCUAUCAGAAUUAAAAAAUACGGUGAAGCAGCCAGAGCCAAGGGCACCAAGUUGGAGUUAUAA
Clavispora lusitaniae ATCC 42720 is the source of this 1251-nucleotide messenger RNA. RefSeq names its product argininosuccinate synthase (gene ARG1). Gene Ontology annotation, biological process: urea cycle; L-arginine biosynthetic process. Gene Ontology annotation, cellular component: cytoplasm. Lineage: Eukaryota; Fungi; Ascomycota; Pichiomycetes; Serinales; Metschnikowiaceae. The record is from RefSeq and is a predicted model, not a curated record. Gene Ontology annotation, molecular function: ATP binding; argininosuccinate synthase activity.